UUGAUAUUUUAAAAGCAACAUCGCUGUAACUACAUACUCAUGCUACAUACAUAUGUCAGUGUGUUGUAUAAACAUAUAAAAUAAAUGCAUUUAUUGACUCCUUAUUACCAGAAAUCGCAGUUCUGUCACUCUACUCUUAUCAGUUUGAAUGGCCGCCAACGCACUUCCUGGAACUAUUUGAAGUCUACACGAAUCACGUGACAACUAAACAUUUCGAACUUCCGUUGUCGCAACUCUCUCUCUAUAUGGCUCUGGGUGAUAGGUGUGCUGCAGGUAAACGCGCGCGACAGUCACGUGACUUAACUGUCGCUACUUCCUAAGUUACUGUCACUAUGGUUACUGACAACAAGCCUGACGGGAUCCGAACUGUGCGCUGUUACCUUACAAACGGUGAGUGUAACACACACACACUGCUCUCUGUCGCGUUGUUUUGAUCGUGAAGACCCAUCGUUCACUGCAGCGCUGUUAAGAGGAACUGUAACACAUGGACGAGUCGUCAGGUGUGACAGACUUCCGGCUCUUCAUCAGAUGCUCUUCUCAAACACAAUGCUCGGUGUCCCCGGGGCUGUGUCCAGGGCUCAGUCGGUGUUAUUUGGAGGAGAGAGUGUUUCCUGUGCUUCUGCCCGGACUCGAGGCUCUGCUCGCGGAAGCACUGGAGCACCGCUGCGUCGAGAGGAGAAAGACGGCGUUUAAUGGCUGUGACUUCCUCACUGAAUGGCUGUACAAUAAAAACCCUGGGGCAGACCGAACACCUACACCUUUCCAUUCAAUUCCUUUCGUCCAGAGCUGGCUUCUUGAACAUCCAAGGCCGCCCAUCCCAGCGUCUCUACUUCUAACAGAUGAGCAAGCUGCUGUAUUGAUCCAGGCUUUCUGGAGGGGAUACAAGGUGCGUGUGCGUCCAGAUGUCCAAGAGUUAAGACAGUGGCAGAGAGAACUGCGGCAAGAAAAUUGUGACAUCAACAAAACAGUUCAAGACUUCUGGGCACGUCAGGAGAACAGAGUUUGGUCGGAGCUGGCUGAACUGGACGGCAGUGCUGACCAGCAUGUGGAGGCUGGGGUGUCCAUUGAGGUGGUUCCUCCUACACCUCAGAGCAGAGUCCUGUGUACACCAGCACCCCAGAGCGCCUCGGAGAGAAAAGAGCUGCUCAAGCCAAGCCUCUCUUCCCAGCGCACCACCACCUUACAUCAUGCCAACAACAUAGCAGAAUGAAGUAUUCACUGCUACGGCUCUAUUUCAGUUUCUCAAACCUGUCCUAGGGACCCCCAAAACAGCACAUUUUCUAUGUCUCUUUUUGUAUUCCCAGACAGCAAGCAGUUUCGGCCCAGAUCUGGCCCACAUCUGGCCCGCGUGAAAUCCAUGCGGAUCCGGAUCUGGGCCAAAACUGCUUGCUUUCAUUUCAGGUCUUUAGUCUUUGCUAAUGAGCUGAAGAGUUCAAUUGGGUGUGUUUGAUGGGGGAGACAUACAAAAUGUGCAGUUCUGGGGGGUCUGUAGGACAGGUCUGUGUAUUAAAGGAAUAGUUCACCCAAAGAUUUAACUUUGUUAAUAAUUUACUUGCUCUCUAGCUACUCGAGAUGUAGAUAAAGUUGUUGUUGUUCAUUGGAACAGAUUUGGAGAAAUUUAGCAUUACAUAAACCCUGUAAAAUGAGGUGAUUUAGAUAGUUAGAAAAAAACCUUGAAUCCUUUUAUUAGUUUGAAUAGAAAAAAGGCAAACACGGUCA
Carassius gibelio (silver crucian carp) is the source of this 1719-nucleotide messenger RNA. RefSeq names its product IQ motif containing K (gene iqck). Lineage: Eukaryota; Metazoa; Chordata; Actinopteri; Cypriniformes; Cyprinidae. The transcript is spliced from 8 exons. The record is from RefSeq and is a predicted model, not a curated record. Gene Ontology annotation, molecular function: protein binding. The coding region runs from base 485 to 1210 and encodes 241 amino acids.